AAGUGUUGCACCUCGUGGUGGUUAAUGCGGAUGGCGAACCGUAAUCCGUGUGCCUCGUCGUUUAAAAAUAUUAUGUGAAUAUAUUUAAGAAAUACAAUACAAUUUUAAUUUUGUUUUAUUUUAUGCGAUUGUCGUGCCCAGUACCCAUUGAGAAAUUGUCAUCAAACGGAUUCCGCCAUGAAGGAAGUGGUCGGCGGUUUCUCGCAUUCGGGUAGGUAUUAUGCCGAAAUCAACGUCAACGGCAAGUUAAAUGUGUGGGAUACAAAUGCCGGUGAUCUGCAACAUGAGUAUUCGCCCAGCGGUCAUUUGAGCGCAUCAAUAUCCUGCGUCCAAUGGAUACAAAUGGACAACACUGACGUUAUGUGCGUCGGCACCCAAAAAGGCUUUGUCGAGUUCUACAACGUAGCCAGCGGCAGCGUCAUGUCUAAAAUAAAUACGCAGUCCAAAACGGUCAAGAGCAUAUAUUUGUCAGGUCAAUAUCUAUAUACAGGAUCUGACGACGGGAGUGUCGCCAAAUACUGUUUGAAAAAUAACGUAUUGGAAAUUAAGAAAAAAUUAGGUAAAAUGUCAGCCUUGGCUGUAAUGGGUGAUGAAAGGGUUUUGACCGCCUCUAGAGAAAUUAAACUUUGGAAUUAUCCAUCAGGUGAACUGGUUCAUAAAUUCAUUGGUCAUAAAAAUGAAAUAUUUUCAUUACACAUAGUCGAGGCCGACAAAUGUUAUCUUUUAACUUCUGCCCGAGAUCGUUUCAUAAAUAUUUGGUCUCUCAGCGAUCUUAAACCAGAACCGUUAGCUACAUUAAUAUCUGAUGACGAUAUUUCAUCAGUAUAUGUUUAUAAUAGCAGAAAUAAUAUUACCGUCACGGUAACCACAGAAAGCGGUAUGUUACAUGUAUACCAUCAUGUAUUAAACGGCUGUGUUGCUUAUCCUCUGAAACCUCAAGGAACUCUUCAAAUAGCAGCAGACUGCAAUAAAGGCGAAGAAGCAAAACAAAUGCCAAUAGUGUCUAGUAAAAUAUUUGAUUCUAGAGUGUUUAUAGCGUAUGGUACGAGACCGUUUUUGGCAUUUGAAAAUAUGGACUUAAAUAAAUUAAACAAAAGUAUGUAUCUAGCGAGACAGGACCCAAGAAAGUCAAAAUCAGUAAUGAGUGCACAUGUUGUUCGUCCUAAUAUGGAUGACGUAAAAUUUAAUGAACAGAAAAAGAUAAGAUCUUCUGCCAAUUUGCCUCUAGAGACUAGACUUCAAAAUAUGUCUGAAGAGAUUGAAAACACCGUUCAAACCAAAGGUGAAAGUAUAGUGCAUUUAUUAGUUCAAGGCUUACGUAGUAAUGAUAAGAGCCUCUUGGAGUCUGCAUUGUUUGUAAAAGAUGAGCGAACAAUAGAUAAUACUGUUUCACGAUUACCACUUCAGUCUAUUAAUUUACUCGUGCAAAAGCUAAUACGAUUGUCACAAGAUAGAACGUCAGUAAGUUCUAUCAGUGUACGGUGGCUAAUAUCAAUAUUACGUAUUCAUGCUAGCGUGAUUUUAGUAAAUCCCAAUAUUCUAGAAACAUUUUUACCAUUAGAAGAUGUUUUAGGAACAAGACUUAGUAAUUUCAAGCAAUUGGGUUUGCUAGAUUUCAAAUUGAAAGCGUUGGUAGACAAAUUAAAUAACGAUAAGCGUCAUAAAGAAGAGCGAGAAGCAUUGUUGGUAUAUAAUGAUUCUGAUGAUGGUGAUAAAAGGACAACUGAUGAAGAAGAUGCGAUGGACAUAGACUUGAAUGGUGAUAAGAAGUCGGAAGCAUCUGAUUUCACAGAUGAAGAAAUGGAUGGUGAUUAAUUUAUAAAAAUGUUACAUUUAUUGACAACUUUGUUGAACUUAAAUAUUGUUUGUCAAAUGUUUUAUUUUUCAGACUGUUCUUGUUGUUAUAUAUUAUUUCCCUUAUGAGAUGUACAUUUUUUUUUGUAAAAAUAUUUUUAAAAAUUAUUCAUUUUUUAAGGAAUUUAUUUAAAAUAUAAAAUUGUUCAUUGUUUAAAUUGUAUUUAA
Messenger RNA from Adelges cooleyi (spruce gall adelgid), 2022 nucleotides. Its product is annotated as WD repeat-containing protein 43. Gene Ontology annotation, molecular function: protein binding. Gene Ontology annotation, cellular component: nucleolus. The record is from RefSeq and is a predicted model, not a curated record. The transcript has a single exon. The coding region runs from base 178 to 1815 and encodes 545 amino acids. Lineage: Eukaryota; Metazoa; Arthropoda; Insecta; Hemiptera; Adelgidae. Gene Ontology annotation, biological process: maturation of SSU-rRNA from tricistronic rRNA transcript (SSU-rRNA, 5.8S rRNA, LSU-rRNA).